UGGCGCCAUAAAUCCUUGCCUGGCCAACUUUAAUCUAAUAUCAGAAGCGAGCAAUAGUUAAACUAGCAAAUCAUCUGAAGCCAUGGCGCCGAUCCCGAAGAACAUCAUCAUCACCGGAGCCGGUGGCUUCAUCGGCCCCCUCCUCGCGGCCCGCCUGCUCAACGAUCCGGAGUACAGGCUCAUCCUCACAGACCUUAACGAGGCCACCGUCCCGGCCGGCGUCAAGUAUCCCCAGAAUGCGACUGUCAUGACGGGCGAUAUCUGCGACCCGGCUUUCGUCUCGUCGCUACUCGAGGCCGCAAGACCGCUCUCAGCUAUCUUCAUCUUCCACGGCAUCAUGUCCGCCGGCUCCGAAGCGAACUGGGACCUCUCUCUCCGCGUCAACGUCGACAGCGUGCGAGGCUUACUCCUCGCGCUAAAAUCAACGUACCCAGGCGUACGAACAAUCUACUCAAGCUCGCAAGCCGUCUACGGCCAACCUCUCCCGUCAGGCCCCAUCUCCGACGCCGUAACCCCUACUCCCGAGGGCACGUACGGCGCGCACAAGCUGAUGACCGAGAUCUUCCUAAACGACCUGCACCGGCGGGGUUUCCUAGACGUGAUCAGCCUGCGUUUUCCCACGAUAUCCGUGCGCGCGGGCCGGCCGACCAACGCCGCGUCCUCGUUCCUGUCGGGCAUCGUGCGGGAGCCGAUGGCGGGGCAGCCGUGCGUCGUGCCGCUGCGCGACCGGUCCUUCCGGUCGUUCAUGAGCUCGCCGCUCACGCUGCAAGAGAACCUGGUGCGCGUGCUGAACAUGGACGGCGCGAAGCUGCCGCGCCACAUCCGCCAUAUCAAUGUCCCCGGGAUCUCGGUCUCCAUCCAGGAGCUGAUGGACGCGCUGGCCAAGUACGGCGGCGAGGAUAGGUUGAAGUAUAUCAAGGAGGAGAACGACCCGGAGACGGAGAGGAUAGUGAGGAGCUGGGCGCCGGACCUCGAUACGACUACGCCGCUGAGGCUGGGGCUGAUCAAGGAUGAGAGCGCGGAUGCGAUUGUGAAGCAGUACGUUGAUUCAUUGAAGGCGUGAUUAUUGUAGUAUUUAGAGGUUUAGGUAUCAAUCAUAGUCAGUACCAAC
This is a messenger RNA of Annulohypoxylon truncatum, 1111 nucleotides long. Its product is annotated as NAD(P)-binding protein. The transcript has 2 exons. The record is from RefSeq and is a predicted model, not a curated record. Lineage: Eukaryota; Fungi; Ascomycota; Sordariomycetes; Xylariales; Hypoxylaceae. The coding region runs from base 83 to 1063 and encodes 326 amino acids.